AUGGCGCAUUUUUCGAAGUCCGGCGGUUUGGGAUGUGUUUGUAUGGUGCUCGGUUUGGUGUCGGUUCGGGUUCCGGGUCUGGGCUCGGGUACGGGUUUGGGUUCCGGUUCGGGGUUCGGGAGGUCAACUCGGCCGGACAUCAUCGCAGUGGAAGUGGUGAAUCCGCGAGGGACCAGCGGGUGCUCGGCAGAAGCCCGUAUCGCAGCAGUCUCGCGCCAUCCCGAAGAACAAACUGCCGUUGUUUUUGCUGAAGAUAAAGAUGCGCAUGUUGUUCUGAGCUGUGGCGUAACAAUCGAUGUUAUUGCGAAAAUUGGUAUUUCCACCACCACCAAAGUGCUCUUUCUCGAUGCAUCUCCCGUGAAAAUUGCUGUACAGGCUUUCAAUGCGGAAGGUGAUAUGUUCACGGAUCUUGGCGAUAUUCCAUUUGAAUGGCAUCUUGAGUCCUCGUCGUUAUCUGAAAGACCUCUUCGAAUUGUGCCUUUUUCGCAGUCGAAGUACGAAGCACCAGAAGGCGUGCGCACGCUAGAGAAGGUCAAAAAGCGAGGUUACGUGGUAUUGGUUGAAGGGGUGUCGACAGGUGCGGCCGUUCUCAGUGCGAAAUUGACCGGAUCACAUUUUAGG
Messenger RNA from Gongylonema pulchrum, 621 nucleotides. The record is from the annotation of a GenBank genome assembly. NCBI's taxonomy places the organism in Eukaryota, Metazoa, Nematoda, Chromadorea, Rhabditida, Gongylonematidae.